AUGGCAGCAGCGGGAGUGCUACCGCUUCCCACAGCCAUAGUCGUCCGCGAUGCGCGCUCCGACGCUGUUCUCGCGCAGUUCCUAGGCGGCAAGCCGGCCGGCGAGGUAUGCGACGCGUUGGAGCGACUCACGGGGUCGCCGGGCUGUCUCGUGCUCGGCGACAAGGCCUCGCAGGGUGCACCGCUCGUGUUGACUGAAUCGGAUGUGAUACAAUCGGGGACGUACCACUGGCGAGUGGCAGUAACGAGGUCUUCCUCUCAACCUACCGCCCAGCCAACACACCCCCCGUACAAUCACACCCGCCACCGUCACCAUGAUUGGUCCAGUCAACUCGCGGCGUCCAUACUCGCUAUACUCAUCCUCGGUUCAGGCAUCCAGCUGCUUAUCAUGCUUGCAGCGCUCCCGUUCUGCGGCUACCGCUGGUCCUGCGCCUUCUCCCACUACCGCUCGUUCAUCUCCUUUAUAGACGGACCCUUUAAGGUGUUCGCGUUCGCCGCGGCCGGGAAGCAAGGAGAGGCAGGCUCGAGAAGAGGUUCGGACACAGGGCUGGUUGUGGAACCAGGGCUAGCAGCAGCGCGAGGUCUGGGAAAACCUGGAUCAGCAUUUUUGUCUUCUCCUCGGGAUUCGGUCAACUUUCAUGACUCCCUUCCCGUGGCAUCAACAACUCUCUCACAUGACAACUCCCCUGGCUCACCCUGCGCAAUGCCCUUCUCGUCCUCCGUUGCUUUCUUUACAACCUCCCCACCGCGAUCUUUUGCUUCUAGAGGUAGUCUUCAUGGGAAGAUUUCGUCCUCGUUGUCUGCGUACUUUGUGAGAAGGUCAAUCUCUGAUGGUGGCGGCAAUGGUGAUGUGAGCAAGCGCAAAGAAGACUAA
Messenger RNA from Closterium sp. Yama58-4, 873 nucleotides. The record is from the annotation of a GenBank genome assembly. Lineage: Eukaryota; Viridiplantae; Streptophyta; Zygnematophyceae; Desmidiales; Closteriaceae.